UAAAAUGUAGAUAGACAAAAAACAAACAAUUAGAUUUGGAGCAAUAAUGGAUGCUUUAACCUUAAGCUCAAGUGUGAACAUUUCCAAACCAUUUCAUAUCCUUGCACUCUCAAAGAAGCAGCAAAGAGAAAGACAUCCUCGUACGCAGUUUGGUGUUUCAUGCAGAGGCAGAAAAGAGCUUGGAGGUGGUGUGGAGGACAACUUGUACAAGGUACUAAGCUUGAGUCCCAAAAGUGCAACCACGGAUGACAUAAAGAAAGCAUACAGAUCAAUGGCGCUUCGGUACCACCCUGAUGUGUGCCAGGAUUGUUCCAAGAAGGAGGAAUCAACGAGGAUGUUUGUGCAACUCAACGCAGCUUACCAGACCUUAUCGAAUCCUAGGCUUCGAGCAGAGUAUGACUGUGAAUUGGGUUUGAGAAGUGAAAAGAUCAGUGUUGGUGAUGAGACUUGGAGAUAUAUAUGGCAGAAUCAACUUGCUGAGUUGAAGAGAAGGUCUCACAUACGUAUGGCACAAAACCAAGGAUCAUGGGGCAGUAGAAUCAGACCGCAAAACAUCAAUUGAAAUUAGAUAUUUAUCCCAAUUACUUUUCUUUCCGUAUCGGAUCAUUACCUGUUAAUAUGUUAUGUAAUAUAUAUGUUGUUGAGUUUUUUAAUUUACAAAAAAAAAUGAUAUGAGAUGCUGGUGAUAUUUUAUUUUUUGGGGUCAGCCAAUGAAAUGAAGGGUACCAGUGGUACCAAAUCAGUAAAAAGAAAUCAAGUUACAGAUAAAGGAAGGACCCUAAGCACAAUCCUUUCUGAAGAUAACUCGAUACUGGUACUGGCGUACUGCUAAGUAGUAUCAGUUUACAUAGCCCUUUGAUCCCACACACCACACCACAUUUCCCUUUCUUUCUAUUAAGACACAGAACCCAUGAGCCAACAACAUGUAAAAGUUUUACUGGGAUACAAGUGUAAAUGUAAACGUAAGGUAAAGUUUCCCAAUGAAUAAAAGUUAGAAAGUUAAAUCUCA
Glycine soja is the source of this 1009-nucleotide messenger RNA. RefSeq names its product chaperone protein dnaJ 20, chloroplastic-like. Lineage: Eukaryota; Viridiplantae; Streptophyta; Magnoliopsida; Fabales; Fabaceae. Bases 47 to 562 code for a protein of 171 amino acids. The transcript has 2 exons. Gene Ontology annotation, cellular component: chloroplast. The record is from RefSeq and is a predicted model, not a curated record.